AUGAGGCACUCCGUCGCCGCAGUCGCCGUCGCUGUGACCGCGCUCGCAGGCCCGGCGCUCACCCAAGCCGUCCGUCGACAAGACAACACCCGCCUCUUCUCCGUCCCGGCCCAGCCGACGCCCCUCGAGUCCACUCCCACCGGCCUCUUCACCAUCCUCCCCUUCUCGACGGCCUCGGGCGCCAGCUCCGGCUCCGGCUCCGGCUCCGGCUCCGGCUCCGGCUCCGGCUCCGUCUCCGUCUCGGGCCCCCUGCUGUCCUCGGGAACCGCUGCCUCCACCGUCGCCCAGGUGACGCCCGGCUUGACCACCACCAGCGGCGCCGUCGCACCGACCGUCUCUUCGUCGGGGCCAGAGGUCACCUCUGCUCCCUCUGCUCCGCCAACAAACGCCACGCAGUCCGGCUCGCAGUCUGCCAACAACAGCACGAGGACUGCCUUGAGCACCGGCACGCGCAGCGCCACGUCUAAUCCUGCCGCCGCCCCUACCGCCUUGCCAGGUAGCCUCGUGGCCGGUGUCGUUGCUCUCGCUGGAAUGGCCCUGGUUAUCUGA
Metarhizium album ARSEF 1941 is the source of this 549-nucleotide messenger RNA. RefSeq lists its product as uncharacterized. Lineage: Eukaryota; Fungi; Ascomycota; Sordariomycetes; Hypocreales; Clavicipitaceae. Bases 1 to 549 code for a protein of 182 amino acids. The record is from RefSeq and is a predicted model, not a curated record. The transcript has 3 exons.